AUGGCCAGCGUUGCUCUACGGAACCAACGUCUGGAUGAUAUAAACGAACACAUCCCAGUGCGGACAUCUUCUCUAAACGUCAAUUCACAAGCAAACAUCACUCCUACAACACAGUCAUCUGGGUUCUCAAGCAUCCAAUACCCCGCUGGGCAUCACACGCCAAGCACAUCUAUCGAUGCAUCUCUGCCACCUUCAAUCAAGAUGCGUCCUGAUCAUGAGCAGAGCGCUGCGGCUAGUCAAAACACUCAGCAUAACUCACCUGGUGACGACUAUUCCGCCGAGACGCUUGUUCCAUCACGGAUGGAUGUGGAACAACAUCUCGGCCAUCCCAUAACAACCGGCCACGACAUGGAUCUGUACCUCUCCGAUGCAAGCGAAGACUCAAUAGACUCCUUCGUCGCAUGGAAAGAGAAGCGUUGCGACGGCGAAGGACUCCUUAUGAAGGACCACUACGGCAUGUCAGGCGACGGUCUCCCAGGCAUAUACGAACCCCUCCCCAUCCUCAAAGCACCCGCCUCACCACCCCCAAUCCCCAUAAUCCCCCCUUCACCAAUCUCCAAACGUCCCAAAACACCAAAAAGCCCAAAGAGUCCUCGCCCACGAAGCAACAAGUCCACACCCCGCCGCGCCCGCCAAUCCCGCAGCCGCACAACUACACCCCGUCGAAAACGCCAAGUCUCUACCUCUGAAGACCAAGACUCCGAUUCAUUCUGGGAGAGCGAUGCGCCCGUCGCACCAGGCUUUGUGUCCCUCGCUGAUUUGGGCAUUGAUCUUCGUGAAAUAGGGUGGGAUCAGUAUGGGCUUACGGAGGCGGAUGAUGCAAAGGUUGAUAUACAGACUGCGAUUAAACUGCGCAGGGCGAUGGAGAUGAGGAAGAAGCAGAAGGAGAGGGUUGAGGAUGAGGGGUGUGCGGCGGAUGUGGAGGACUAA
Molecule: messenger RNA, 930 nt
Organism: Fusarium musae
Lineage: Eukaryota; Fungi; Ascomycota; Sordariomycetes; Hypocreales; Nectriaceae
Exons: 1
Coding region: 1-930 (309 amino acids)
Source: RefSeq, a predicted model, not a curated record